This is a messenger RNA of Fragaria vesca subsp. vesca, 1687 nucleotides long. RefSeq names its product cytochrome P450 734A1-like. NCBI's taxonomy places the organism in Eukaryota, Viridiplantae, Streptophyta, Magnoliopsida, Rosales, Rosaceae. Gene Ontology annotation, biological process: brassinosteroid metabolic process; brassinosteroid homeostasis. Gene Ontology annotation, molecular function: monooxygenase activity; oxidoreductase activity, acting on paired donors, with incorporation or reduction of molecular oxygen; iron ion binding. The record is from RefSeq and is a predicted model, not a curated record. The coding region runs from base 6 to 1598 and encodes 530 amino acids. The transcript has 5 exons.
UCAACAUGGAGCUAUUGUCCUGGCUCAAGUUUGUGUCUUUGUGUUUCAUUCUUGGAGUGUUUGGUCUGAGGAUUCUGGUGCUGCUUUGGUGGAGGCCCAGAAGAAUUGAGGAACAUUUUGCAAGGCAAGGGAUCAGAGGACCUCCUUAUCAGUUCUUCAUUGGAAAUGUCAAAGAGCUUGUGGGGAUGAUGAUCAAGGCCUCUGCUCAUACCAUGCCUUCUUCCUGUCACAAUAUUCUCCCCAGAGUCCUCCCUUUUUACCAUCACUGGAAAAAAAUAUAUGGUGCAUCAUUUCUUGUGUGGUUCGGACCAACAGUUCGUCUCACCGUCUCCGACCCCGAUCUCAUCCGAGAAGUGUUCACUUCUAAGUCGGAAUGCUAUGAGAAAAAUGAGGCUCACCCUCUUGUGAAGCAACUCGAAGGCGACGGCCUCUUGAGCCUCAAAGGUGAGAAGUGGGCUCACCACAGAAAGAUCAUCACCCCUACAUUUCAUAUGGAGAAUCUCAAGUUACUCAUACCUGUCAUGGCAACGAGUAUGGUGGACAUGAUGGACAAAUGGUCAGCAAUGUCGUCCGACUCUGGUGAGGUUGAGAUUGAAGUUUCCGAAUCGUUCCAAACCCUAACCGAAGACAUUAUUACCCGAACUGCAUUUGGUACCAGCUACGAAGACGGCAAAGCCAUUUUCCGGCUACAAGCUGAGCAAGUGCUCUUCGUUGCCGAGGCCUUUCAAAAAGUCUUCAUCCCCGGUCAUAGAUUUCUACCCACUAGACGGAACAUAAACUCGUGGAAAUUGGACAAAGAAAUCCGGAAAAAGCUCAUGGAGCUGAUCGAUUUGAGGAGGGAGAAUUCGAUGAAGAACGUGAACGGAAAAUGUUCCAAGGAUUUACUAGGGCUUAUGAUUCAGGCCUCGGAUUCUGCUUCAUCCUCAUCGUCCGACAUUGACCCCAUUACUGUGAACGACAUUGUGGAAGAGUGCAAGGCCUUCUUCUUUGCUGGCAGCCAAACCACAUCCAAUUUGCUGACGUGGACGACGGUUCUCUUGGCAAUGCACCCACAGUGGCAGCUGCAGGCACGUGCCGAGGUGCUCAGGGUGUGUGGAUCACGUGACAUACCCACCAAAGACGAUGUCGUAAAGCUCAAGACGCUCAAUAUGAUCCUCAAUGAGUCCCUGAGGUUGUACCCGCCCACGGUUGCGACGAUCCGACGGUCGAGGACGGAUGUGGAGCUCGGGGGAUACAAGAUCCCCCGUGGGACCGAGCUUUUGAUCCCAAUUUUGGCCGUUCAUCAUGAUCAAGCCUUAUGGGGAAAUGACGUGAAUGAGUUCAACCCGGCCAGGUUCGCGGACGGGGUGGCUCGGGCCGCCAAGCAUCCGGUGGCGUUCAUUCCUUUCGGGCUCGGCAACCGCACGUGCAUUGGGCAAAAUCUAGCGCUCUUGCAGGCGAAACUAGCCCUGGCCAUCAUGCUUCAACGGUUCUCGUUUAAGAUGUCUCCCACUUAUCAACACGCACCAACGGUCCUGAUGAUGCUUUACCCUCAAUAUGGUGCACCCGUCAUCUUUCAACGUCUCCCCCAAGAUCAAGGAAAAGAUCAAGCGUCUUGAUCUGGCUCUACUCCUAUGCAUACCAAUCCUUUGUGUGUGAGUGCGGGUAUAGGAUCCCAAAGUAAUUGACUGAAAUACCCAUUUGGUCG